ACCUUCUCAAGGUUCUUCUUUCCCAAAAUUCCACAACAAAGACAACCUUUGCCUUCUAAUAUUUUACAACAAAAUUUAUCUUUACUUCUUAAACUUCCGCCUUUAUUUCCAAAAGCUAAAUCCAUCUCUACCUCCUAA
Messenger RNA from Funneliformis caledonium, 138 nucleotides. NCBI's taxonomy places the organism in Eukaryota, Fungi, Glomeromycota, Glomeromycetes, Glomerales, Glomeraceae. The record is from the annotation of a GenBank genome assembly.